GGGAAGGCUAGGCGGCCGCGGAUCCGCCCGAGCACGCCAGCACGAUGGAGCGGCCCCGGCGGCUGCAGCACGCGGUCCCCGGCGCGCUCUCAUCCUCGCUUUCCGCGGGACGCGACGGCAGGGCGGCGCGCAGCAAGGGCCAGCAGCCCCCGCCGUCCGGGGAGCCCGGAGAGAAGCGCCCCAAGUUUCAUUUAAAUAUUAGGAUGCUGACGGAUGAUAUGCUGGACAAAUUUGCCAGCAUACGAAUUCCUGGGAGCAAGAAAGAGAGACCACCCCUUCCCAACCUGAAGGCAGCAUCUAUGAGCAACGACUGCUCCUCAGCAUCUUCAGAGAUGAUAGAGAAUAUUCCAAAACCACUGUCAGAAAAUGAAGUCUUAAAACUCUUUGAAAAGAUGAUGGAAGAUAUGAAUUUAAAUGAAGAUAAAAAGGCACCAUUGCGGGAAAAGGGCUUCAGUAUCAAAAAAGAAAUGGUGAUGCAGUACAUUAAUACUGCGUCUAAGACAGGAAGUCUUAGAAGUAGCCAGCAGAUCUCACCUCAAGAAUUUAUCCAUGAGCUGAAAAUGGGAUCUGCAGAUGAGAGACUUGUCACAUACCUGGAAUCACUUCGAGUGUCUUUGACCAGUAAUCCUGUGAGUUGGGUGGAAAGUUUUGGACAUGAAGGACUUGGAUUAUUACUAGACAUUUUAGAAAAACUGACUAGUGAGAAAAUCCAAUAUAAAGUUGUGAAGAAGAAUCAACACAAAGUCGUACAGUGUCUGAAGGCCCUGAUGAAUACUCAGUAUGGCUUGGAAAGAAUUAUGAGUGAAGAGCGGAGUCUUUCCUUGUUGGCCAAAGCCAUGGACCCCAAGCAUCCCAGUAUGAUGACAGAUGUGGUCAAGCUCCUUUCUGCAGUUUGCAUUGUAGGGGAGGAAAGCAUCCUUGAAGAAGUUUUAGAAGCUUUAACUUCAGCUGGAGAAGAAAGAAAAAUUGACAGGUUUUCUCCUAUUGUGGAAGGUCUUCGGCACAACUCAGUACAACUGCAAGUAGCUUGUAUGCAGCUCAUAAAUGCCCUUGUUACGUCUCCUGAUGAUCUGGACUUCAGGCUUCAUAUCAGAAAUGAAUUUAUGCGUUGUGGAUUGAAAGAGAUAUUGCCAAACUUAAAGCUUAUUAAGAAUGAUGGUCUGGAUAUACAGCUGAAAGUCUUUGAUGAACAUAAGGAAGAGGAUUUGAUUGAGUUCUCCCAUCGCCUGGAAGAUAUUAGAGCUGAGCUGGAUGAAGCAUCUGAUGUCUACAAUAUGGUAUGGGGCACAGUUAAGGAAACUCGAGCAGAGGGAUAUUUUAUUUCUAUCCUUCAGCAUCUUUUGUUGAUUCGAAAUGAUUAUUUUAUAAGACAACAGUACUUCAAAUUAAUUGAUGAGUGUGUAUCACAGAUUGUAUUGCAUAGAGAUGGGAUGGAUCCUGACUUUACAUAUAGAAAACGACUAGAUUUAGAUUUAAGUCAAUUUGUAGAUGUUUGCAUAGAUCAAGCAAAACUAGAAGAGUUUGAAGAAAAAGUAUCAGAACUUUGCAAGAAAUUUGAAAAAGAGUUUACUGACCACCAGGAAACUCAGGCUCAAUUGCAGAAGAAAGAGGCAAAGAUUAAUGAGCUUCAAGCAGAGUUACAAGCUUUUAAAUCUCAGUUUGGCGCCUUGCCAUCUGGCACUAAGAUUUCUUUGCAUACUUCUAAUGAAGAUGGAGUUGGUUCCUCUGGCCUUCCUCCUGCCCCUCCACUGCCCUUUGGAGGGGUGCCACCCCCUCCUCCCCCACCCCCUCCCCCACCUCCUCCACUUCCAGGAAUGCCGAUGUCAUUUGGUGGUCCUGUACCGCCACCACCUCCCCUAGGAUUUCUCAGUGGACGAAACUCGCCUCCUCCACUAACCCUGCCAUUUGGUUUGAAACCAAAGAAAGAAUUUAAGCCUGAAACCAGCAUGAGAAGAUUGAAUUGGCUAAAGAUCAGACCUCAGGAAAUGUCUGAAAACUGUUUCUGGAUAAAAGUAAAUGAAAAUAAAUAUGAAAAUAAGGAUUUACUUUGUAAACUAGAGAAUACAUUCUGUUGCCAACCAAAAGAAAAACGAGAUGAGGAAGAUUUUGAAGAGAAGAAAGCCAUUAAGAGAAAAAUCAAAGAACUUAAAUUUCUAGAUCCCAAGGUUGCCCAGAAUCUUUCAAUCUUCCUGAGCUCUUUCCGGGUGCCAUAUGAAGAAAUCAAAAUGAUGAUAUUGGAAGUGGAUGAAACACAGUUGGCAGAGUCUAUGAUUCAGAACUUAAUAAAGCAUCUUCCUGAUCAAGAGCAAUUGAACUCAUUGUCUCAAUUCAAGAGUGACUACAACAACUUAUGUGAACCUGAGCAGUUUGCUGUUGUGAUGAGCAAUGUGAAGAGACUACGGCCACGGCUCAGUGCUAUUCUCUUUAAGCUUCAGUUUGAAGAGCAGGUGAAUAACAUCAAACCUGACAUCAUGGCUGUCAGUGCUGCCUGUGAAGAGAUAAAGACAAGCAGAAGCUUCAGCAAGUUGCUGGAACUUGUGCUGCUAAUGGGAAACUACAUGAAUGCUGGCUCCCGGAAUGCACACACCUUCGGAUUUCACCUUAGCUCUCUCUGUAAACUGAAGGACAUAAAAUCUGCAGAUCAGAAAACGACACUGCUCCAUUUCCUGGUGGACAUUUGUGAAGAAAAGUACCCCGACAUCCUGAAUUUUGUGGACGAUUUGGAACAUUUAGACAAAGCUAGUAAAGUCUCUGUAGAAACGCUGGAAAAGAAUUUGAAGCAGAUGGGAAGGCAGCUUCAACAGCUUGAGAAGGAUUUGGAAACCUUUCCCCCUCCUGAGGACUUGCAUGACAAGUUUGUGAUAAAGAUGUCCAGCUUUGUUGUCAGUGCAAAAGAACAAUAUGAGAAUCUUUCUAAAUUACUUGAAAACAUGGCAGAAUUGUACCAGAGUAUAAUGGGAUAUUAUGCCCUUGAUAUGAAGAAGAUCUCCGUGGAAGACUUUUUUACUGACUUGAGUAACUUCAGAACUACGUUCAUGCAUGCAAUAAAGGAAAACAUCAAGAAAAGAGAAAUAGAGGAAAGAGAAAAACGUGCCAGAAUAGCUAAAGAAUUAGCAGAGAAAGAACGAUUUGAACGCCAACAAAAGAAAAAGCGCCUACUGGAAAUGAAAAUUGAGGGUGAUGAGACAGGAGUGAUGGAUAGUCUGCUGGAGGCCUUGCAGUCAGGGGCUGCCUUCCGCGACAGAAGAAAAAGGACACCGAAGCCGAAAGAUAUUCGUCAGAGUCUCAGUCCAAUGUCUCAGAGGCCUGUUCUCAAAGUUUGUAACCAUGGAAAUCAGAAAGCGCAGUUGACAGAAGGGUCACGUCCACACUACAGUAUCAAUUGCAACUCCACAAGGAUUCCAGUCGCCAAAGAGCUUAAUUAUAAUCUAGACACUUGUAUGUCUACAGGGAGGAUCAAGGCCAUGGAGAAGAAGGAAGCCUGUAAUGCAGAGAGCAACAGAAAAAAGGAAACGGAACCUCUUGGCUCUGUUUCUAAAAAUGAAUCAGUUCCUGAAGUUGAAGCCCUGCUGGCAAGAUUACGAGCUUUAUAAAUUAAACUGGUUAAAAAAAAAAAAAAAACUGAUUAA
Molecule: messenger RNA, 3629 nt
Organism: Jaculus jaculus (lesser Egyptian jerboa)
Lineage: Eukaryota; Metazoa; Chordata; Mammalia; Rodentia; Dipodidae
Gene: Diaph3
Product: diaphanous related formin 3
Exons: 28
Coding region: 45-3593 (1182 amino acids)
Biological process (GO): actin cytoskeleton organization; actin filament polymerization
Cellular component (GO): actin filament; cytoplasm
Molecular function (GO): actin binding; microtubule binding; small GTPase binding
Source: RefSeq, a predicted model, not a curated record